Molecule: messenger RNA, 6844 nt
Organism: Pseudopipra pipra
Lineage: Eukaryota; Metazoa; Chordata; Aves; Passeriformes; Pipridae
Gene: SLIT1
Product: slit guidance ligand 1
Exons: 37
Coding region: 126-4742 (1538 amino acids)
Biological process (GO): axon guidance
Molecular function (GO): heparin binding; Roundabout binding; calcium ion binding
Source: RefSeq, a predicted model, not a curated record
UGUGCGCCGACGGGGCUCUCGCCCCGCAGCCGAGCCGUGCCGAGCCGAACGGCGGCGAGCCCAGCUCCGCUCCGCUCCCCGGUGAUGCGCAGCGGCCGCGCCGCCUGACCCUCCUGCCCGCUGCCAUGGCGGCCCCGAUCCCCGGAGGGGCGGCGGGGGUCCCGGCGGGGCUGCGGGCCGCCGCCUGGCUGCUGGCGUGCGCCGCGCUGUGCCGGGGCCGCGCCGCCGCCUGCCCGCCGCUGUGCGCCUGCAGCGGCACCACGGUGGACUGCCACGGCUCGGCCCUGCGCGCCGUGCCCCGCAGCAUCCCCCGCGGCACCGAGCGCCUGGAACUCAAUGGCAACAACAUAACACGGAUCAACAAGAAUGACUUUGCUGGGCUGAAGCAGCUCCGCGUCCUGCAGCUGAUGGAAAACCAGAUCAGCACAGUGGAGCGUGGAGCGUUCGAUGACAUGAAGGAGCUUGAGCGGCUACGGCUGAACCGCAACCAGCUGCACACCCUGCCCGAGCUCCUCUUCCAGAACAAUCAGGCGCUCUCACGGCUGGACCUGAGUGAGAACUUCAUCCAGGCCAUCCCCAGGAAAGCGUUCCGUGGAGCCACCGACCUCAAGAACCUGCAACUGGACAAGAAUCAGAUCAGCUGCAUCGAGGAUGGAGCUUUCCGUGCCCUGCGGGGGCUGGAGGUCCUGACCCUGAAUAACAACAAUAUCACUUCUAUCCCCGUGUCCAGCUUCAACCACAUGCCCAAGCUGCGGACGUUCCGCCUGCACUCCAACCAUCUCUUCUGCGACUGCCACCUGGCCUGGCUUUCGCAGUGGCUGCGCCAGCGUCCCACCAUCGGGCUCUUCACGCAGUGCUCUGCUCCUGCCCAGCUCCGUGGCCUCAAUGUGGCUGAGAUCCAGAAGAAUGAGUUCAGCUGCUCUGGACAAACGGACCCAGCACGUGCCCAACUCUGCAGCUUGUCCUCUGGCUCCUGCCCAGCCAUGUGCACUUGCAGCAAUGGCAUCGUGGACUGUCGGGGCAAGGGGCUGACAGCCAUCCCUGCCAACCUGCCCGAGACCAUGACAGAGAUACGUCUGGAACUCAAUGGCAUCAAGUCCAUCCCUCCAGGUGCCUUCUCCCCCUACAAGAAGCUGCGGAGGAUAGACCUGAGCAACAACCAGAUCUCGGAGAUCGCCCCUGACGCCUUCCAGGGGCUGCGCUCGCUGAACUCGCUGGUGCUGUAUGGCAACAAGAUCACGGACCUCCCCAAGGGUGUCUUCGGGGGACUUUUUGCCUUGCAGCUGCUGCUUCUUAAUGCCAACAAGAUCAACUGCGUACGGGCUGACGCCUUCCAGGACCUGCAGAACCUCUCACUGCUCUCGCUCUAUGACAACAAGAUCCAGAGCCUGGCCAAGGGCACCUUCACCUCCCUGCGGGCCAUCCAGACCCUGCACCUGGCCCAGAACCCCUUCAUCUGUGACUGCAACCUGAAGUGGCUGGCAGAUUUCCUCCGUGCCAACCCCGUGGAGACCAGCGGUGCCCGCUGUGCCAGCCCCCGCCGCCUGGCCAACAAGCGCAUCGGACAGAUCAAGAGCAAGAAGUUUCGCUGCUCGGCCAAAGAGCAGUAUUUCAUCCCAGGGACAGAGGAUUACCAGCUGAACAGUGAGUGCAACAGUGACGUGAUCUGCCCCCCAAAGUGCCGCUGUGAAUCAGGUGUGGUCGAGUGCUCCAACCUGAAACUCACCAAGAUCCCGGAUCGCAUCCCGCAGUCCACGGCUGAGCUACGCCUGAACAACAAUGAAAUCUCUAUCCUGGAGGCUACUGGCAUCUUCAAGAAACUCCCACAUCUGAAGAAAAUCAACCUCAGCAACAACAAGGUAUUGGAGAUUGAGGAUGGGGCAUUCGAGGGGGCAUCCUCUGUGAAUGAGCUGCACCUCACUGUCAACCAGCUGGAGUCCGUGCGGAGUGGCAUGUUCAGGGGCCUGGAUGGGCUGAGGACACUGAUGCUGAGGAACAACCGCAUCAGCUGCAUCCACAACGACAGCUUCACGGGGCUGCGCAACGUCCGCCUGCUCUCCCUGUACGACAACCAGAUCAGCACCAUUGCUCCGGGCGCCUUUGACACGCUGCAGUCCCUUUCCACACUGAACCUGCUCGCCAACCCUUUCAACUGCAACUGCCAGCUGGCCUGGCUGGGGGACUGGCUGCGCAAGAGGAAGAUCGUGACGGGGAACCCUCGGUGCCAAAACCCUGACUUCCUCCGGCAGAUCCCUCUCCAAGACGUGGCUUUCCCUGACUUCAGGUGUGAGGAAGGUAAGGAGGAGACCACCUGCAUCCCUCGGCCCCAGUGCCCACAAGAGUGCACCUGCCUUGACACCGUUGUCCGCUGCAGCAACAAGCAUCUCAAGGCCCUGCCCAAGGGGAUCCCCAAGAACGUCACAGAGCUCUACCUGGAUGGGAACCAGUUCACUCAGGUCCCAGGGCAGCUUUCUACCUUCAAGUACCUGCAGCUUGUCGAUCUGAGCAACAACAAGAUCAGCUCCCUGAGCAACUCCUCCUUCACCAACAUGAGCCAGCUCACCACCCUGAUCCUCAGCUACAACUCCUUGCAGUGCAUCCCUCCACAGGCCUUCGAGGGCCUCCGUUCCCUCCGGCUGCUGUCUCUCCAUGGCAAUGACAUCUCCAGCCUCCCCGAGGGCAUCUUUGCAGAUGUCACCUCUCUGUCUCACCUAGCCAUCGGGGCCAACCCCCUGUACUGCAGCUGCAACCUGCGCUGGCUCUCCAGCUGGGUCAAGACAGGGUACAAGGAGCCAGGCAUCGCCCGCUGCGCUGGACCCCCCGACAUGGAAGGCAAACUGCUGCUCACCACCCCUGCCAAGAAGUUUGAGUGCCAAGGCCCACCCUCCCUGAGUGUCCAGGCCAAGUGCAAUCCCUGCCUCUCCAGCCCCUGCCAGAACCAGGGCACCUGCCACAAUGACCCCCUCAGCUUCUACCGCUGCACCUGCCCCAGUGGCUACAAGGGCAGGGACUGCGAGGUGCCACUCAGUGGCUGCUCCUCCAACCCCUGCGCCAAUGGGGGGACCUGCCAGCCUCAGGAGGGGGAAGGAGCUGGGUUCAGGUGCCUGUGCCCAGAAGGCUUCGAGGGCCUGAGCUGCCGCGCCACCAGCAACCCCUGCAAGGAGCACAUCUGUGAGAACGGAGGCUCCUGUGUGCCCAGUGCCACCAACUACACCUGCCUUUGUCCUGCCCACUACACAGGGGAAUUCUGUGAGCAGCCACCUGAUUUCUGCUCAUCUGAGCUCAACCCAUGCCAGCACGACUCCACAUGCAUCUCUACUAACCAGGGGCCCAGGUGUGUGUGUGCCCCUGGCUAUGUGGGGAGCAACUGCAGCGAGGACUUCGAUGACUGCCAAGACCACCGGUGCCAGAACAACGCCCGCUGCCUGGACGAGGUGAACGGCUACUCCUGCCUCUGCACUGAGGGCUACAGUGGCCAGCUCUGCGAGAUGCCGCCCCACACCGCUGGCCAGUCCGGUCUCUGCGAGCGAGCCGAGUGCCAAAACGGGGCCCCGUGUGUGGAGCGCGGUGCCCGCGCCCUUUGCCAGUGCCUGCCUGGCUUCGGUGGCCCCAAGUGUGAGAAGCUGCUGAGCGUCAACUUCGUGGACCGUGACACAUACCUGCAGUUCACUGACCUGCAGGACUGGCCGCGGGCCAAUAUCACCCUUCAGGUCUCCACAGCUGAAGGCAAUGGCAUCCUGCUGUAUAAUGGUGACAGUGACCACAUGGCUGUGGAGCUGUACCAGGGCCACGUCAGGGUCAGCUAUGACCCUGGCACCCACCCCAGCUCAGCCAUCUACAGUGCCGAGACCAUCAACGAUGGGCAGUUCCACACCGUGGAGCUGGUGACCUUCGACCAGAUGGUGAACCUCUCCAUUGACGGUGGCAGCCCCAUGACCAUGGACAACUCAGGGAAGCACUACACACUGAACAGUGAGGCUCCUCUCUAUGUGGGAGGAAUGCCUGUGGAUGUCAACUCAGCUGCCUUCCGCCUCUGGCAGCUCCUCAAUGGCACCAGCUUCCACGGAUGCAUCCGCAACCUCUACAUCAACAACGAGCUGCAGGACUUCACCAAGACGCGGAUGACGCCAGGGGUGGUGCCGGGCUGCGAGCCCUGCCGCAAGCUCUACUGCCUCCAUGGCAUCUGCCAGCCCGCCGGCGCCCAGGGCCCCGUCUGCCACUGUGAGCCCGGCUGGGAUGGGCCCCACUGCGACCAGCCCCGUGGUGGCCCCUGCCAGGGGCACAAGUGCGUGCAUGGGCUGUGCCUGCCCCUCGAUGCCCUCUCCUAUAGCUGCCAGUGCCGUGAAGGCUACCAGGGCGCCCUCUGCAACCAGCCUGCUGAGCCACCUGACCCCUGCCACCACCAGCCCUGCAUCCAUGGCCACUGCCACCUCACCCCAGGUGGCCAGCCUACCUGCGAGUGCCAUGAUGGCUACACCGGAGCCCUCUGUGACCAGGAGCCGGAGUGCCGUGGGGAGCCAGUGCGGGACUACCACCAGGUGCAGCGGGGCUAUGCCAUCUGCCAGACAACGCGGCCGGUGGCCUGGGUGGAAUGCCGGGGGACCUGCGGUGGCCCUGAUGCCGGUUGCUGCACUGGACUGCGGCUCCGGCGCAGGAAAUAUGCCUUUGAGUGCAGCAACGGUGCAACCUUCGUGGAGGAGGUGGAGAAGCCCAGCAAGUGCGGCUGCAGCCAGUGCCUGUGAGCAGCCACCGGCCCUGCAGAGCUGAGGGGCUGCCAGAGAGACCCCCCAGAGCCAAGGACCUCACUUUGCCCUGCGGGCAUGGUGCUGCUCUCUGGGUGUUCCGAACUGCAGCUGCAUCCAAGGAGCCUGGCAGAGGGUAGAGCUGGUACAUCUAGAAGGUUGGGAAAGAAAAAGAAAAAAAAAAAAGGAAAAGAAAAAAAACCCCACAAACAAAGCAAAUGUGUAGAUAGAGAAUUUUUUUAAGAACUGCAGCUACAGAGAUGUGUGGAUACAGCGUGAGCACCCUGCCCAGCUGCCCCUGCCCUCUCCUUGUGGCACUCUGCCUCCCUGCCAGCACAGCCCCACAGCCAUGGAGGGCAGUGCCUGCGUCCCCUUCAUGUUCCCUCCCUGGCAACCCUGUCCCUUGCAUCCAGCCAAGAGAUCUGAGGCCUUUUCCAGCACCUGGGACUGGAGGAGAGGGGCCUGAUAUGGCAGAGUCCUGUGAGCCAUGGCAAGCUGUGACUCACAGAGGGCUGCAUGGUGUAGCCAGCAUCCUGUAGUCCUGGUGAGCCCAGAGCCUGUUUUCCCAUCCUCUCCUCUAGCAGCCCUGGUCUCCCUGCUAAGGACCUGCUAUUGCCCCGAUAGCAGCUGCAGCAAGCAGUUCCCUGGUGUGGUGGCCAGGGUGCUGGAGCCCAGAGUGCCCUAAAUAAUGUCACAAGCUCCAUGCCACAGCCUGAUCAUCUGAUGGCACCCCCGGUCUGUGCAUGCCAGCUGGGCUCAGCAGGGCACAGGGCAUGCAUGGGUCCAGCCCACUCUGAUCACAUCAGGGCCAUGCUGGUGGAACAGGGCAAGGCACAUUGGCAGUGCCAGGCACACUGAGUGGGGGGCAGGCAGCAGUGUGCAAAUGUCCCUGGGGGUCCCAGUGCCAACCUGCCCUGUGCCAUGGGGACCAGCACCGUACCAUUCGUGUGGAGAGGGCUCAGCCAGAGGGCUCUGCUCAGAGGUGGGAGCCAUGUGAGGCAGCACAGGAGGCCCUUUCUUCCAGGCUCUGCCCUGGGGGAAUGAGCCUGCAGCUGGGCAAAGGUGCCCCAUGUCCCACUGACCCAGCCAGCAGGAGCAGGAGGCCACUGGGACAGUCAGGGUGCGAGUUUGCCAUGUUCAUCACUGGGACCUCAGCCUUGUGGGUGCCAGGGCCAGUUGAAGAGACUGAAGAUGUCCAAGCCUGCAAACCUGGAGCCAACACCACUGCCAGGGCAGGACCCACCAGCUCUUGGAUUCAAGUAUCCACGCCUGGGCAGCACCUCUCCAAAGCCCACAGUGUCAGGGGGUAUGCUGGGCUGGAGUAGGAGCAGAGGCACAUGGGGAGCUCAUGCCAGGGUGCUGCACACACCUGACAUCCACAGCAGUGUCACCUCUCUGACUGUGGGGGCAAAGGAUGGUGGGGGCCUGAUCUGGGACACUGCACAUGGCUGGACAGUGAAACUCCACAUCACUCAGGUGGACAGACUUAUCCCAGGGCUGCAGCCCUACACACCGCUCCAGCAUUUUGGCUUCAGGUCCACACUGCCAGCUGCAGCCGGGCUCUGGGUAUCUCCAUCAGACACACCCAGCUGUCAGUGCUCUCACCGUUCCUCCUCACCACUGGUAUCCAGGACGUUCCCACCACCACGGGGAUGUGUUUCUGCCACCAAUGCUCUCUCCAUGGGAGCUCCUCUGCCGCACAGAGGAGCCGGGAUGCGUCUCAUUUUGCCUGUGGCCCGGCUGGGGCUUGGUUGUGUUGUGUUUCUGUUCUUGCUGUACGCUAACCGCUAAAGUAUCUCUUUAUACAGAAUACUUACAGAUUCUAAUAUAUAUUUGUAUUUCAUUUUGUUAUAGUAUUUUUAUAUGUUUGGGGUCAACAAAUGAUGUUUUCUUUUUGUUUACAGAUGCUACUGGGCAGGAAAAUGACGGUGGCUUUGUUUGGCCCGUGGGGUUUGUGUGUGUCACUAUUGAAGACGCUGGUUUGUACUAGGCUGGCGAGGGAGGCACUGGGCAUCCUUCCGCUGGUAGAGGCUGUAUUGUUUUAGGAGAUGUUUGGUAUUGUCUAUGUUGUCUUCCAUGUGAACAUGACAUUUAUUCAUUCA